Molecule: messenger RNA, 1882 nt
Organism: Arabidopsis lyrata subsp. lyrata
Lineage: Eukaryota; Viridiplantae; Streptophyta; Magnoliopsida; Brassicales; Brassicaceae
Product: sodium-coupled neutral amino acid transporter 1
Exons: 6
Coding region: 265-1641 (458 amino acids)
Biological process (GO): amino acid transmembrane transport
Molecular function (GO): amino acid transmembrane transporter activity
Source: RefSeq, a predicted model, not a curated record
GUCGUAACAAUCACAAUUUUCAUCGUCAGCAAAACCAAAAUCGUGAGGCCUAUAAUUUCCCUUCAUCUCCAAAUCAUUUCCCCUCAAAAUUCUUCUUUAGAAGAUAAAUCUUCCCUCAGAAAAUUUUCCUAAUUCUUCUACUUUGGUGUCUGAUUCUAGCGCCAAAACCAUUUUCCGAUCAAAAUUCCGAGACAAUUUCAUCUGGGUUUCGAUCAAUUUAGGUCUUUUUGAUUCCUACUUGUCUAAUCUUCUUGCAAUUUCAAGAUGACAAUUGGAGAUGUUGCUCCGAUUCCAAGGAGGAACAGUUCUUGCGCUAAUGAAAUUGUUGCUCCGUUAUUACCAGAGUAUCAUGGAGAUGAAGUUGCUUAUGAUGAAUUCAAUGGAGCUUCUUUUAGUGGCGCGGUUUUUAAUCUCGCUACGACUAUAAUUGGUGCUGGUAUCAUGGCUUUGCCUGCUACGAUGAAGAUUCUUGGACUUGGACUUGGAAUCACUAUGAUUGUUGUUAUGGCUUUCUUGACUGAUGCAUCGAUUGAGUUCUUGCUUAGGUUUAGUAAAGCUGGGAAGAAUCGAUCUUACGGUGGUUUAAUGGGUGGUUCUUUUGGUAAUCCUGGAAGGAUUUUGCUUCAAGUCGCGGUUUUCGUUAACAACAUCGGUGUUUUGAUUGUUUACAUGAUCAUUAUAGGUGAUGUGUUGGCUGGAAAGACGGAAGAUGGAAUCCAUCAUUUCGGUGUUCUUGAAGGAUGGUUCGGUCACCAUUGGUGGAACGGAAGAGCUGCUAUUCUUCUUAUUACAACUCUUGGUGUGUUUGCUCCAUUAGCUUGCUUCAAGCGAAUUGAUUCUUUGAAAUUUACAUCUGCCUUAUCCGUGGCUCUGGCGGUUGUGUUUCUCAUUAUUACAGCGGGAAUUUCGAUUAUGAAGUUGAUCAGCGGCGGUGUGGCGAUGCCAAGAUUGCUACCAGAUGUUACCGACUUAACAUCUUUCUGGAAUCUCUUCACAGUUGUACCCGUUCUUGUCACAGCAUUCAUUUGCCAUUACAAUGUUCACAGCAUACAGAACGAGCUCGAAGACGCCUCUCAGAUAAGACCUGUUGUCCGAUCAGCACUUAUGCUCUGCUCAUCAGUUUACAUUAUGACAAGCAUUUUUGGGUUCCUCUUGUUUGGUGAUGAUACUCUUGAUGAUGUCCUUGCAAACUUUGACACCGACCUUGGAAUCCCUUUUGGUUCUAUCCUUAAUGAUGCAGUUCGAGUUAGCUAUGCACUUCAUCUGAUGCUCGUGUUCCCAAUUGUUUUCUACCCUCUGCGGAUUAACAUUGACGGGCUCUUGUUCCCUUCCGCCCGAUCAUUAUCUACCUCAAAUGUGAGGUUUGGUUGCCUCACUGCCGGUCUCAUCUCUGUAGUCUUCUUGGGUGCAAACUUCAUCCCGAGCAUUUGGGAUGCUUUCCAAUUCACUGGAGCAACUGCUGCUGUUUGUCUCGGCUUCAUCUUCCCCGCGUCUAUUAUACUAAAGGAUCGUCAUGGCAAAGCAACAAACAGGGACACAACCUUAGCCAUUUUCAUGAUCGUUCUUGCGGUAUUGUCCAAUGCAAUCGCCAUUUACAGCGAUGCCUAUGCACUAUUCAAGAGGAACGCGCCUCGUGAGUAAUCUUGGAAUGAGAAAAUGUGCAGUUUGGUGUUUCUGAAUGAAGAAGAAGAAGAAAAAACAAACGUGUGAAAUCAAAUAAUGAAGAAGAGACUUCUCUUCUCUAUAUGUUUGUACUUUGUACUAUUGUUGUUGAGUGUUCUAAGCGGACUUUUGCUUGCUUCUGGUUAAAUACCACCAUGAGUGUUGUUUAUAGAAACUCUGUAUAAAAAUGUAAUGCAGAUACACAUAUUUUGCCUUUUCA